AUGAUCGUGGCCCCCGUGCUGCGGAGCUUUCAGUACAGGGAUCCUGUCUUGCUGCUGCAGAGCGCCAUCAUCACAGAGAGCGCUCAUGGGAUAGCUGGCUGGGGUUUGUCUAGCCUUCUGGGACUCGCCUCUAUUGUGCAAGCGCCCCCUGAGUGCGCGGUGCUGGCAGUGUAUGAUGGUGCUGCCGGCGCGUGCGAUGCUGCCGGCGCGUGCGAUGCUGCCGGCGCGUGCGAUGCUGCCGGCGCGUGUGAUGCUGCCGGCGCGUGUGAUGCCGCCAUGUACCAUGAUUUAAGAAGAGCAGACAGCAUGCCGAGCGGAAAACUCCGGGGACCGGUGAGCUCCCUCCAGAAGCCGUGCCUUAAACUGGCCGGGGCAUUGCAGAGCAAAACAGUGGCUCCGCGCAACCCACAGCUGGCUAGAGAUGGAGGGGCCACCCCGACGCUCACCCCCUCAGCCUUCCUCAGGGAAAUGUCCCUGACCACGGAGCAGAGACUGGCCACCACGCGAGAGGGGCACCCGCCACAGAUCAUUCAACUGCUUGACAUGAGCGAGACCACCCAUCAGAAGUGUUCGGCCGUGGACAUGGACCAAGCCCUGUUCCAGCCUUUCCCCUCGGAGAUUGUCUUCCAGAAUUACACUCCUUGUGAAACAUACGAAGUGCCACUGGUCUUGAGGAACAGUGACAAGGUGCCACGGCUGGUGAAAGUCAUUCAGGAGAAUUCGCCCUAUUUCCAAGUUAUCAGCCCCAAUGAUGUGUGUCACAAGGUGGCCCCGGGGAUGGAGUCUACUUUCCACGUCCUGUUCACCCCAGAAGAGAACAAGGACUAUUUCCAUGAAGUCAUCUGUAUUACUGAACGGGAGAAGUUUGUGGUUCCCAUCCGGGCGAUUGGGGCCCGGGGCCUGUUGGAUUUCCCGGAUGAAAUCACUUUCCAGAACUGCCCAGUAAAGUACAACUCCCAAAAAACCCUUCUGGUGCGAAACAUUGGCAACCGAGAUGCCUGCUUCUGGCUCCUUACUCACAGGCCUUUCUCGGUGGAGCCGGUGUCGGGCACAUUGGCUGUCGGAGAGAGCAUGCAGGUGACGGUGGAGUUUCAGCCUGAGAAGGCGGGGGAUCACUCGCAGGCCCUGACCCUUCACUAUGACACAGGAGAGGACAUUAGUGUCAGUUUGUAUGGAGCAGCCGCUGAUGCCAAUGUGCGGCUCGACAAGAAUUCCCUGAUGAUAGAAAAAACCUAUAUUUCAUUGGCCAAUCAGAGGACGAUCAGCAUUGUCAAUCGCAGUGACAUCAUCACUCACUUCCGCUGGAAAGCCGUUGCUACCCUUCACGAGGAAGAGCAGCAGAAGUCCAGAUUGUGUUUGGAUCUCCGCGCAGAAGAAGACGAGCAGAUGGAUCACUUUCUGGAGGAAUGCAGCGCAGAGCCCUCUCUCCGUGCGCGCCUCUCCCUUCUCAGCCGCAGCUUCCAAAACCGCCGCAGGAUAGUACAGGAUGACGCCAUGCUGUUUACCGAUGAUGUGUUCCACAUAGAACCCACAGAAGGAGAUGUUUGGCCAAACUCAUCUGUGGAGGUCAGAGUUCUCUUCAAGCCCCAAGAAUCCAAGAUAUACCAGCGCACUGUCUAUUGCGACAUAACAGGUCGAGAGACGCGUCUUCCUCUGCGAAUCCGAGCUGAAGGUCUGGGACCGAAGCUGCGCUUUAACUUUGACCAGCUGGAUGUUGGCAAAAUCUUUGUUGGCUCCCUGCACAGCUAUGAGGUUAUCCUGACAAAUCAAGGAGCGAUUGAUGGAAUUUUCACGCUGGUUCCUCCCGCCGCCGCAGUGGGCUCCUUCUUCACAUUUGACCCGAGCGAAGGCAUCGUUCUUCCAGGCGGACACCAGGCCAUCCGGAUAUCUGUCUGCGGUGGGAUUCUGGGGGAGUUCAGCCAGGAGUUGUGCUUCUCUGUGGACGGGUCUCCGGAGGCCCUGGCGCUGACAGUGAGGGGUUGCGUGAUUGGACCCACAUUUCACUUCAGCGCCCCCGCUCUGCAUUUUGGAGAUGUCUCUUUUGGGUUCCCACAAAUAUUGACCUGUUCACUUAGUAACACCUCGCUGGUACCCAUGACGUUUAACCUGCGCGUCCUGGGCGAUGGUAGCGGAGAAGCAAGCAUUGCAAGUUCCGCUCAGGUUCUCGAUGAGAGGAGCUCGACCUGGAGCAGAGCGUCCAUCCAAAGCCCAAGACCUCGAGAGUUCUCCAUCUCUCCCUCCCGGGGCACCAUCCGGUCCCAGGGGUCCUUAGACAUAGAGGUCACCUUUUGUCCCAACCAUGUGAAGAAGUAUGAGCUGGCCCUUGUGGUGGAUGUGGACGGCAUUGGAGAUGAAGUUUUAGCCUUGCCCAUCACUGCCAGGUGUGAGAUCCCAUCCCUGUAUGUAGAGGACCCUGCGGUGAGGUUUGGCCGCUGCUUUCUCCAGCACCCGUAUCAGAGAACCGUCACUCUGACAAACCCCGGCGACCUCCCGGGAUGUUACGGCCUCCUGCCACAGGUACGCGGGCCGACGCCCCCCGUGCGCUAUUACAGCUCCAUGCCCCGCGGGGUGAUAGAGCCUCACAGCAGUGUGGAGCUGCCCAUUAUCAUAGAAGCUCAGGAGACUGGUGAGCAGAGUGCCAGAGCUCAUAUCUGGGUAUUUGGGCAGGUGGAGCCCCCACUGGAGCUGCGUCUGCUGUGCACUGGAGAAGGCCCUGUUGUCCAUGUCUGUCCCAGUGAAGCGGAUUUUGGGAAUAUCCAGGUUCUGACGGAUGUUUCUAAGACUCUAGUCCUGAGCAAUCAGUCACCGAUUCCUGCGUCCUUCCACGCGGCCACGACACGCAAGCGGUCUCUGUGGCGCAUUGAACCCAGCUCCGGCGAGGUUCCCCCUGAGGGGAAAAUGCAUCUAACACUCGUGGCUCAUCUGGACGAUACCGUCAGCUUCACAGAUACGCUGCAGCUGGCCAUCGCAAACAGCAGCACCUACCACAUCCCGCUGCGCGCCGUCGGCAUCGGGACCACCAUAGUCACCGACAGAACGUUUGCCCCGCUCCUGGACCUGGGAGCUCACUUCAGUGCUGGACCCUGCCACUAUCGCUUCACAAUGACUAACCGCGGACGCCGCACUCACCAGCUCUACUGGAUGACGGAGGGCUUCCCUCAGUUCCGCAGGCGCCCUCAGCUACCCUCCAUCAUUCCAGAGCCCCUGGGCCCUGUCUUCAAACUUCACCCUUCCCGCAUGGAGCUCCAUCCAGGCCAGAGCAUUGAUGUCCUGCUGGAGGGCUCCUCAGACCUUCCCAAAGUGGUGAAGGAGAGACUGCUGGGACAGGCCAUCAUUGGGAAGCAGUCAGGGAAGGACAAGAUCAUGGAGGUGGAUGUGAUCUGCCAAUUCGUUGCUCCCAUCCUGCAUCUCUCGACCAAGAGACUUCACUUCUACGUGGAGAAGCGACCUGAUGAUAGUCUGGAACAGCAGUACCAGCCCCUGACACUGAAAAACAUCUCGUCUCUGCCCCUCACCGUAUUCCUGUCUCUGAGACCCCCAUUCUCUGUCUGCUGCAAGGAGACACUACAGCCAGUGGACACAGAGACAGCCCAGAUUCUGGGUGUUGGAGAGGAGACAGAGCUGACUGUAAGAUUUGACCCGACUUACAUCCACGAUCUGAGGAGCCAAGUGGCCGAGGAGAUUUUGACGAUCAGAUUUGCUGAGCACCCUCACACCGACUCCGUGUCGCUCCAGGGAGAGGUGCACUUCCCCAAUCUCAACUUCACUUCUACCCAUAUCAACUUUGGGUGUAUUUUAAACAACACUGAGACCACCAAAGAGCUGGAGAUCACCAACUGCAGUCCAUGUCCCGUCCAUUACCAAUGGCUCUACCAAAAAGAGAACUGCAAGAUUAGUACGAAUAAAUCACAAAUGCCAGAAAAGAAAGGUCUGCAUUCUAUCCAAACCCAUGUGGAGGAUCCUGAGCAGAAGGACGCGGUGCCAUGCAUUGGAACAGAUGGGCUUUCCGAGGGUCCCUCAGCUGUCUCCGGACCUCCAGGAGAAGAGCACACGGUGACGGGGGUGGAGGAGGUGUUCGACAUCCUUCCUCUGUUCGGGACCCUGCAGCCAGGAGAGAGCCAGACCGCGAGCUUCACGUUUUAUGGUCAUGCUGGCAUCAGUGCACACGCAGCGGCUCUGUGUAAGGUGCACGGAGGUCCCACCUACGAGAUCAGCCUUCAGGGAGAGGCCUCGCUUGUCCGUUACACGCUAAGCGCGAUGGACAUAGACUAUGGCGUGCAGCUCUUUGAUAAGGUGGCCGAGGCCGACAUUGUCCUCCGUAACACAGGACUUGUCAGCUUCCCAUUCAGCGUGAUUAACGCCAGCGCGGAAAGUGCAGCAAGUCUCAGGCCUGGGAAGCCGCUAGUGCAGCCACUGAGUGGCCACGUUGCUGCUGGUGGGGAGGAAAUCUUGAAGGUCUUUUAUUUCCCGGGGGUCCCAGAGGCAUUCCAUCAAGUCAUCCAGCUGCAGGUGGCCCAUCUGGAGCCUGAAAAUAUUACUCUUCGAGGGAAAGGAGUCUUCCCUAGAAUCUACUUGGAUCUUCCACGUAACAUUAAUGAGAAUGACAAGCUUCAGGCCUACGUAGAAAAGGCUUGGGAGAAGAUACAAGACACCUUGACUAGUGGCUCUUUCCCAGAAGCCAACACAGAGUCUCCUCGAGAGGCAUCUCAUUCCUCCACAAACACCCUGCUGCUGAGGGAGGUGGAGAGAUUGCUCAUGCAGGAGCAUGCGACGGAGCAGCUUGCACUGGAGUCCAGCGAUGGGACCAUGCGCAGGCUUCACAGGGCCUUACUGCCAGAUUACCUCUUGGAUUUUGGCUUUGUAAUUCUGGGAGACGUCUGCACGCACACUGUCAAAAUUACCAACAGCGGACAUUGCCCUGUGUCCUUCCGCGCGGACCGGCGUGGGCUAGCCGGUACAGGAUUCACGACGGAGUUAGACCGUGUAAAGAACCUUCCAUGCUAUCAGGCGGAGACUUUCCAGGUGAAGUUCGAUCCCAGAGGCGCUAACCUCGGUGUCGGGCCUGUGGACGUGGUGAUGCCAAUCCAGGUGAUCGGAGGCCCCGCGUUCCCCGUAAGGCUCAGGGCAUGCGUGACAAUACCGUGUCUUAGCGUGUCCAGCGACAUCGUGGACUUUGAUCCCGUACAGUGUGGCCAGUGUCAGAUCAGAUCCUUACAGCUGUGCAACCAGUUCUCUGUGCCGUGCCAGUGGACGGCGAUGAGACAGGAGAAUGAAGCCAAGGUAGACAAACACACUCCAAUGCAUCUCCGCAAGAAACAGCGCCAGGACACAAAGCCAGGAGCCGCCAUCUUUGAGAUGAUUCCAGCUUCAGGCGUGCUCCUUCCCGGACAGAAGAAGAACGUGGAGAUUAAAUUUGUUCCCCAAGAGGAGAAGCUGUACAGGCAGCGUGUGGUGCUGCAGCUGGCGCAGAGCAGCCACCGUCUCAUGAUCCACGUCCAGGGUCAGGGCUUGGAGCCGCAGCUGGAGUUUUCGCCCUCGGUGGUGGAGCUGGGCCCGGUCCUUCCGUUCAGCCCUGGGGAAAGUAUGGAUAUUCUGGUGAGGAACCCGUGCAGUUUCCCCGUAGAGUUCUAUUCUUUGGAGAUGGACAAGCAGUACCUGGAGGAAGAGAAGGUGCUUGCAAUGCUGAAGAGCUACGAUGCUCAGAAUACCCUGCUGCUCCCUCCACGGCUGCCGGGAGAGAGGCUGCCCAGGGAAGUCCUGGACUUCUAUGAGGAAAAGAAGAGGCUGCUAGAGGACAACAGGGAAGCAAGACUUCUGGAGAGAGGUGUCGGAGAGGACACUGAAGAAGACCCAGCGUCUGACACGGGACAGAAUCCCAAUCUAUCUGGAUCCCAGCGCUUACCCUCUGCCGCCACCGGUGGGGAGAGCCAUUCCUCCAGAGGAGACGGCAAGUUGGAAGAUGCUGGAGAGGACCCAGCGAAAGGCCCAGGAGAAAAGGUUUUGGUCAGCAACGGAGGCACCAAGGUGGCAGUCGGGGAGCUGGAGAUGAACCCAGUCUCCCAGGCCAUUGCCAGGCACUUGGGCAUCGAUACCAGCAGUGAGGGCCGAGCAGCAAGUUACCGCAGGGGUAUUGCAAUCAUUGUGCACGGAGCGCCUCUUACUGGGAAGUCCUCUGCCGCGGUGGCUUUGGCUCAGCACUAUAAUACUGCCUGCCUGUCUAUUGACUCUGUGGUGGUCGAAGCCAUUUCUGACAGUAACAGCCCUACUGGUCUAAAAGCAAGAAAACUCUGCUCCAAAGCGUCGCUGGAACAGACUCAGCGGGAGGUAGAAGAGGCAGCUUCCCAGGCAGCAGAGGUCGGUGGUCAACCAAGACUUAGUGUGGAGGCCUUAGCCAAACAUACAGCCGAGGGAGGCCAAGGGGCAGAGUCUAAAGUAGCUUCUCAGUCCGUCAUCUCAAGAGGUAACCGAGGUAGCCUGAUGGCCACUAAAGGCAAGUCGGAGAGCCACCUAGUGCAGGGAGCCAAGCAGCAACACCUGUCUGAACCGGGGGGGUCUCAGGCCGGGAGUUCCCCUCUCCCAGGAGGUCGUGCUCAGCGGCGGCUGAGUGUGAGUGCCAGUGUAGGUGGUGAAAUGGGUCUGAUGAGCUGUGUUCUGCCAGAAGAGCUGCUUCAGGAUAUAUUGAGUGAGAGGCUGCAGUUAAAGGACUGUUUUCGCGGGGUAGUGUUUGACGGCUUGGAUACCCUGUUCGCCCGGAAUCCUUCAUCUGCCCUUCAGAUUUUGUUGAAAGCUCUGAAUAAUCGAAGACACAUAUAUCUGAUCAACCUCCACCAGGAUUACUCUGCCAUGAAGUCACGCGAGCUCGCACACAGACAGCGCAAAGAGCAGGAAAUACUGCGCGCCCUGGCCAUGGAGAAAGCUCUGAUGGAGGAGAUGGACGAGGAGGAGUAUGAGAACCUUCCUGCUGAUAAGCGAUCUCGUAUUGAUGAGCUGCGGCUCCAGGCUCUACGGCAGCGGAAGGAAAGGGAGAGCGAGGAGCGCCUGGCGCGGGAAGAGCGCGAGCGGAGGAUGCAGGAAGAGCUGCUAAAGCAGAGAGAGGAAGAGGAGCUGAGGAAGAAAAUGCGCAGAGGAAAGAGCCGAGAUUCAGGCAAAGAAGAGACGGGGGGCAAAAAGAGCCAAAUGGGCUCCAAACAGGUGAUCGGCACACACACCAUGAAAGCCGACCCACACUUAGACUCCGGCCUAGAGAGGAAAGUGUCGCUCAAAGAACGCCCCGAGUCUGUACUCAAUGAAGGCGAUGACCCCGGUAAGAAGAGAAGGAAUAAGGACCCUCUACAGCUUGUGUCAGUACAGAACGAUCUGGAGAAGGACUCGCACGACGAGACCGACAGACCACUGAUCCAAAGAUUUAAAAGCUACGAGUCCUGUCAGAGGGACAUUCUGCACAUCCUGACGUUCUGGGACCGCGUGCAGGGGAUCCUUCUCACCCCCACAGCUACGGAUGACGCUCAGCGCGAAGGAGAAGAACAUGCCACGGAACGCCAGGCUCCUUCCGGGAAGAAGUACCGUAAGGAUCGAGAACGUCAAGCAGAGAAGGAUCGUCAGGAGAAAGAGAAAGCAGACAAGGAACGCCUAGACAGGCUUAGAGGAAUGGAAGGGACUGCAGGAAUACCGUCCGCCCUGGAGUGCGAGGCACAGGAGCAGCUGGACGAGCUGAAGCCCGAAGUCGGAGUGCCACACUUUGAUUUCCAGAUAACGGAUCCCUGUGAACCAAGUGGCAAUAAAAUUCUGCAGAGCGGGAAGUUACCUUCUGUAGAGGAGAUUCUCGAUGGCCUUGGAUUGGGCCCUUCGGGUCCCCCACUUCCUCCUCCUUGCUUGUUCUCAGUGAUCCCGUUCCCAGAAAGACGGGCUGCGUCCACUGAUCUGGAGACCCUCAGCCAUUUCACCUUUGUUGCAUCUUCUCCUGAUGAUCCGAAUGCUAUCAUGGGAGAAAAGCAGGAGGCAGAGCCAGAGGCAGAGCCGGCGCUCCCUCUCCCCAUGCUGAAGGAGGAACAGCUGACCCCGACUAAAGGCCGAAGCAAGAAGGACAAGUCGGCAGACAUGGGUCGUGAAAGCCAGAAAGACAAACGCAGGCCUGCUUCUCUGCGCAAGAGCCAGCAGCCUGUGGACAGCCAUUCCCCACCUCCUGACACCCGGACCCCCCUUUCCGAUGUGGACCAGGGCAGCACCGCCGGAGAGGGUCUACCGGGGAAGCUGCUGCGACUGGGCAUUUUCCGCUGGGUUGUUCCUGCUGGAGGAGACGUUACUCUGAGAAUCCACUUUGACUCAAAAACCGUCGGGAACUUUGACCAAACUCUGAACUUUGAGCUUGUCGGGACCCGUCGUAGAUAUUCGCUUUACUGUCGGGGAGUCUGUGCCUUUCCAGCCAUCAGCCAUGAUCCCAGGGUGGUCUUUCCUCACGUCAAGAAGGACGUAAAGCCAGACGACGUAGUUCAGAAGAAGUUCAUUGUGAGCCGAGGAGUCUUUGAAUUUGGUCCCUUGCUCUGCGGAAAAUCCAGAGAAAAGUACAAAGCCGGCCAGUACCCGGAGAACAUGCAGAGCAUCGCCAUCUGCAACGCGUCUCCCAUGGAGGCCGAGAUCACCUUCAGCUUCCAACAUGACGUCAAGGCAGCUGCCUUCAUCCUGGACCCGCCGAGCAUGAACCUGAAGGCCAACGAGAAGCAGGAGUUGUGUAUCUGGGCAUACCCCACGUCGGCGGGCGUAUUCGAGGACAGCAUCGUCUGCUGCAUUAAAGACAAUCCCCAGCCGGUUGUGUUCCGGGUGUCCUGCCGCGGCGUCCGCCCAGAGCUGGAGUUAGACCGCAAACACAUUCAUUUUGAUAAAAUCCUGCUGCACCGGAAGGACUCCAGGACAAUCUUCCUCAGAAACAGCAACCUCCUGCCUGCCGCCUGGCGCCUGACGGGACUGGAAAACCUUGGCGAUGAGUUUUCUGUGUCCCAGCAUCAAGGAAUAGUGGGCCCUCGCUCUGAGUGUGGACUCCAGAUGCACUUCAAAGCGGCCAGAGCCGCUAGCGUGAAAAAGUCCAUUCGUCUUGAGGUCUCGGAUGUUGAUAAUGUCCUGGGAAUUGUUCAGCUGGAAAGCAUUCAAGUGUUUGCCGAGGCGUACGACGUGGCUCUGGACAUUAGCUUCCCGAAAGGUACAGAUGGUGGCCUGGAGUUCGGGGUGGUGAAGGUGAAUGAAGAAGCGAAGCACACUAUUUCACUGAAGAACAAAGGCAAAUAUGAGAUUGGCUUCAGUUUCUCCAUGGAAGCCACAGGCCCCGGGAUGCCAGAUCUAAACUCCAUCUUUUCCGUCCUGCCCCAGAAGGGAACUCUGGGUCCCAGUGACCGUUCCACUCAGGUGCAGAUCCUCUUCCAGUCCAAAAAGGAAGUCGAGAUUUUGGACAAGCCAAUUCUGCGGUGCCAGGUUAUUGAGCCCAGCCUGUGUGACGGUGGAGAAACCAUCGCCAGUAUCCCUGUCCGGGUGAGUGUGCGCUCUGUGUUCUCCAGGUACCGGCUCUCCCCUUCCUCAGAUAUUCAUUUUGGGGCCAUGGUGCUGGGAAGUCGCAAACUAUGUUCCUUCACCAUCGAGAACACAUCCCAGCUUGAAUUUCGUUACAAUAUCAGUAAACUGACACGCGAGGUGGUGGUCCAGCCUGCCAAAAAGGGACUCACUCAUGGUAUGAAGAGAGCGCGUUCUCGUGAGGGCUCUGGAUCCAGCAAAUCUGUGGUAUUCAACAAAGCCAAACGCAAUGAUUCCCAGCUGCGAGAGAUGGGUCCAGCAGGCCAGGCCCGUAUCACUCUUGGCGUGUUCACGGUGUCUCCUGCUUUUGGAACCGUCCCCCCAGGAGCUCAUCAGACAGUCAACGUUGAUUGUUUUGCUGACCAGCUUGGGAGAAGCGAAGAAUUACUUGCUAUUGAAAUCUCUGAUCGGAACCCUGAGGAUCACCCUGGGGGGAUACCUUUCCGCCUUGUGAGCGAAGUCUGCACCCCAGGCUUUGUGACAGAUGACAUUGCGACUAUCUUUGAGGAGCACCUUAUUGUGGCAGAUGCCAGGAUCGUGCAGUGUUUGCCCUCGCUUCAGACCGGAGGCGCGUACGUGCAGGAGGAGAAGCGCUUCCUUUUCUGUAAUGUGCUCGUAGGACAGUCAUCGACAGCUCGCUUUAAAAUCCUGAACCCAGGCAAGGUCCCCUGUGAUGUGACGCUGGCAAUCAAGCCCAGCUCCGCCAAGUCAUCGUACCGGAUGAAUGAUGUGUUUGAAAUAGAGCCGCAGCGCAUGAGCAUCCCAAGCCAUAGCCAUGGCUUUGCCAGUGUGACGUUUACCCCGCACAGUAUGCAGCUGUAUCAGUGUGUCUUUGAGGCUUCCGCGGAGGGGGCAGGGAGUGUUCUCUCUAAGUCUCGAAGCCUGACCUUUGAAAUCAGCGGGGAAGGGAACCUGCCUCGAGUCACCGUUGUGCGUCCUGCGCUGCGCAACAAGCGGGGAGCUCCGCUACUGCUUUUUCAGAGGCUGUUAGUAGGCCGGAGCCAGCAGCUGCCGCUGGUCCUGAAAAAUGAAGGGACUAUUGCUGCUCAGGUAAACAUGGACCUGCCAGGAGAUGGUGGUGUCUUCAGUUUAAAGCCCAGGUCGUGCACUCGCUGUAUUUAUCCGGCUUUGAGUGCAGAUGGAGAUCCCGGAGCUCACAGUCGUAGGGCUCACGCUGCUUCUCUGAUACUCCAUGCUGGAGAUACGGCAGAGUUUGACGUGAUCUUCCGUCCUGUGGAGUCCCAGCGCUUUGAGGCCAUACUGAGCCUGUCGGUGAUGGACAAUCAGUAUGAGCAGAUCUCUGUCCAGCUGGUAGGGGAGGGAUACCAGGAGGACCUGACCCUUGACAAUAUCCACAACGUGGUAGAAGCCACAAUUCCUGAAGCAACUAUGGAGGACGGGCUUAUACAAGCUCCUUGUGCGGAUCACAUAAUUUUCGGGGACUGUCAUGUUGGCCAGCCGUACCAGGUGACCUUCACCAUGACAAAUCGUAGCCUUGUGGAUGCCAUGAGGUUUGAGUGGCCUUUGGAUGGUCCUCUGGUUUUCUCUCCUAAGGUAGGACACAUCCAUGCAGCCUGCUCCAAGCACGUGACCCUAACCUUGAAAUCAGACGUACCCGUGGCUCUCAGUAAAUCGCUGGUGAGGUGCAGGGUGUCAGUGAUUUCAUUUUCUCUGCCCUUGGAUCAAGUUCUUGACUGGGACGAUGGGAUGAGAACUGUAAAGUGGGUGGAAAGCACUAAAGUUCCAGCAGGUCAGAGCCCCACCAAAAGAAAGGUGAUAGAGGCAGACCCGGAGCCUUCUCACACCGUGCUGGGCUCUCGCGAAAUACAGUUGCUGGUCAGUGCCACUGUGGAUCAUGCGCAGUAUAAGGCCGACUGCCACCAAGUGCAGUUCAAAGACACACUUCUCUACCAGACGCGUGUGUACAAAUACCAGAUCCAGAACAUCGGCUCAGUCCAGUUGCACUUCUCUUGGCAGGUGCAUGUGGAAGGGCAGAGCAGAAGCUCCACCAGACCUGGCGACUCAGAGGACCUCAUUAGCAGCGUGAGUACGUCGUCCAUCCAGAGUCGUCCCGCCAGCGUAAUGGAAAGCGUGUCCUCGCUUGUGACUCUGGGAGUGGAUACCCUGCCCUUCUCUGUGCAGCCAAGCUGCGGUCUCAUUCCAGCUGGAGACACCCAGGACUUCCUUAUCAAGUUCUCUCCUGUGGAGGUUGGAGAAUUUGUGGCACGUCUCAUCUGCAGCAUGCCCAACCUCCAUGGUGGACAACAGGAACCAGUUCUCUCAUUAAAAGGCAGAAGCCUGCUACCCUACUGCCACUUCCAGCUGGAAGAUUCAGAUUAUAUCACUAGUGGGAGGCGGAACUCAGAGCUAGGAGGGCCCCACGGAGCCCCUGGCGGGACCACCCUCGACCCUAACACAAGGGUAAUUGAAUUCAUGUCUGUUGGAGUGCGGACAAGGAACGUCAGGACGUUCAGCAUCCUAAAUCCCACCGAUAGCCCAUAUUCCUUCCUGUGGACGUGUGAAGACCCAGCCGCCCCCCAGAACUCCCUGACCUUCCGCUGCCUGAGUGAACAAAGAUUUAUCCAGCCUAACAAGAAGGUGGAGGUCUCCUUUGAGUUUGUCCCUCAAGUCCUGGGUGUGACGGAGUCUUUCUGGACCUUUACCAUCCCUGAGCAGAAUAUUACUGUGCCGUUCCUGCUUGUCGGCAAAACCAAUGAACCGCGUGUAUGUCUGGACAGGUCUCACCUCAACUUCCGUUCGCUGUUGAUCGGUCACGAAACGCAAGAAACUGUUUAUCUGAUUAAUAAUGAAGAGAACGCGUUUACCUUCUCAAUCCGUGAAAGCUCUUGCUAUUCUGAGGGCUGCAGUCAGAGGCUGGUGGUGAAACCCAUGGCUGGAACAGUCCCUCCUCAUACAAGGAUACCCAUAUGCAUUGCUAUCAAGCCAUCGCAAGUCGGUGACAUAAACGUCAAUCUGAUCUGUGACGUCCAGACCAAGACUGAGCCCCUGUGCCUAAAUGUGAAGGCAGAGGGGCACAGCACCGAGGCGUGUGUUCAAUGUCAGGACACAACAGGCACAUUCAUCAGCCUAACCAGCCAGGGACCCCAAGAGAUCGACCUGGGACAGGUGGAUAUUAAUGACUGCCGCACUCUGCUGUUUCACGUGAUGAAUAAAGGUCAUUUCCCUUUCACCUUUUCAUGUGAGCUGUCUGCCCCGCCAGGGGUGGAGGAUUAUUUAAGCAUUACUCCUAGCGGUGGCUGUGUUGGGCCUGGACAGCAGACCCCAGUCUCCUUCUCCUUCCAUCCCACCAGGAGGUGUAUCAUAAAGGAUGCCGAGCUGCGUGUGAAGAUAGAAAACGGGCCGGAGAUGAGAUGCUGCUUUCUUGGCGCAGCCGUAAGACCUGGAAUCCACUUCUCUUUUACCCAGCACAGUUUUGGGAAUUGCUUUAUCUAUCGUGCUGGUAUGCACCCUGUCCAGAAAACUCUUGUCAUCACUAACAAGGAUGUUCGGGAGAUCAGUGUGAAUUGUCUGUAUGAUAACACGGCGUACUUUGAGGUUGACUUCCACGCGGAUGUCCUGUCUCCUGGUGGGAAGAUGGAAAUCCCCAUCACAUUCUUUCCCCGAGCAGCCAUCCCUUACCAGGAAACGAUUACCUUUCUAAUGAAUGGCCAUUCCAAGCAGCCGGUUCACUUUCAGGGGCAGGGCAUCGAGAUGAAGGUCCAAGUUGGUGACCCCAAGUACAAAGUGACACAUUUUGGCGCUGUGAGAGUUGGUCAGACUGUGAAGAAAAUUGUCCCAGUAGUAAAUAAUAGCGCAUGCCCUGUGACGUGUACCUUUACAUUGAAUGCAAGCGCUCCAGCGCUCCAGGAUCCCAAGGUCCUCAGUGUGCUGCCCAGCUCCGAGGUGACAAUAGCUGCCAAUGGAGGGAAGUGUAAGAUGGAGAUGCACUUCUGCCCACAGAGCAGGAUCACCCCAUUUGCUGAGGAGGUGCUGAUGGAAGUGGCUGGGGCUGUGUGCUCCCUUCUGGUGCUACGUGGAAGCAGCCAAGACUUGGAGCUGAGCCUGGAUCAAGAACAUAUUUCGUUUGGUGCUGUGGUGUUGGGGAGCCAGGCUACACGCAGGGUCGUCCUCAGUAACACUGGAGAGCUUGGAGCCAGGUUUCAGUGGGAUAUGAAGUCGUUUCACCCGGACUUCUCCAUUUCUCCGGUCUCUGGUUAUAUCACCGCCGGGGCAGACGUGACUUUCGAUGUUAUCUUUCAUCCACAUGAAAUUAACUCCGACAUUCACUGUGAAAACAUUGCUUGUCACAUUGAGGAAAGUAAGGCCUUGAAUCUAACGCUCUCUGGAUCCUGCAUUGGCCCCCCAUCCACCAAGGAGGCUGUGAGCUUUCAGUGCCCAGUGAGAACCAAGCAGAUACAGACCAUUCUAUUGUCCAAUAAGACAAGUCGCGCAUGGAAUCUAAAGCCCAGCAUUCAUGGUGAACACUGGACCGGCGCAGAUGUCCUGACCGUAGAAGCUCAACAGCAGAACAAGCCAUACGAGAUCACUUAUUACCCCCUAACCAUGAGCAGUGAGGGCAAGAAGCAUCAGGGCUCCAUCUUCUUCCCACUGCCGGACGGGACAGGAUUGAUGUAUGUGCUGCACGGAGUGGCCGAACCCCCCAAAUCAUCGGGUAAUAUUGUCCGCGAGGUGCCAUGCAAGACCUUGUACACGGAACUGCUGAGUGUUACCAACUGGCUGAACAAACGUCAGAGGUUUCAUGUCAUUGUGGAAAUGUUGAAGCCUGAAAAGGCAGACAGUGCCACCAGCAUUAAGGGUCUGGACUAUUUGGAAGUACCCGGAGCGGCCAAAAGUGACUACAAAUUGUCUUUUCACUCUCACAAAGAGGGCACCUUCUCUACCAAGGUGAUCUUCCGCAAUGAGACAACCCAAGAGUACCUUUUCUACUUUGUAACAUUUAAAGCGACUCCUCCUGGCAUUGUAGACACCAUCGAGAUGGUCACUCCUGUGCGUCAGAGCACCGCAACGACAGUGACGGUGGAGAAUCCUCUGAAUGUGCCUGUCACCUUCAUCACGGACUGCAAAGUGCCCGAGAUAAACCUGCCCCCUCAGCUCACUGUACCUGCCCAGUCUGAGGGGAGUCUGAUGUUCGAGUUUCAGCCUCUUAAGGCUGGCGAGUCGUCUGGACGCCUGACCCUGCAGAGCGCGGACUUGGGUUUGUUUCAGUACGAGCUGCUCCUGAGGGCUCUGCCGGCCUUAGCUGAGAAACCCAUCUAUUUCCACACAAGCCUGGGGUCCAGCCAGACCCUGAGUGCCAAGUUCAUUAACUACACCCGGCAGAAGACCGAGUACAGCUGCAAGGUCGAUCACUCGGACUUCCAUGUGGACAAAAUGGUGAUGGCUGCUCCCGGUUCACAGGGUGGCUCAGAAGUCAGCGUGGAUGUGACCUACGAACCGGUCCAACUUGGGGAGACGCGUGCUACCCUCCUUCUCUCCUCCCCACUUGGGGGAGAAUACACCAUACCGCUUUUUGGCUCUGCUUUGUCUCCAAAGCCUCAAGGUCCCCUGCAGAUCCGUUCAGGGUCCACCAUCUCCAUCCCCUUCAAGAAUAUCUUCUUGCAGCCCACAAGCUUCACCUUCCAGACGGAUCCUGCAGCUUUUACAGUGAAGCCCGGUGAGCAUGUCCGCUCCAAGAAGACCCAUCACAUCUCCGUGUCAUUUGAAGCGCCACACGGUGGAAGCAAGACCCCGGUGACUGGCAAGCUGGUUGUGUCCUGUCCUCGAGCCACCGGAACUGCCCAAGGAAUCUGCUGGGUUUAUUAUUUGAAGGGUGUGGGAUUGGAAAAGUGAAACAUCACAGUGUCUGCUGAGUUGUCUUUGAAAUAAAAAAAUGACUUUGAAAUGAAA
Spea bombifrons (plains spadefoot toad) is the source of this 15465-nucleotide messenger RNA. RefSeq names its product HYDIN axonemal central pair apparatus protein (gene HYDIN). Bases 1 to 15408 code for a protein of 5135 amino acids. Lineage: Eukaryota; Metazoa; Chordata; Amphibia; Anura; Pelobatidae. The record is from RefSeq and is a predicted model, not a curated record. The transcript is spliced from 86 exons. Gene Ontology annotation, biological process: cilium movement; axonemal central apparatus assembly. Gene Ontology annotation, cellular component: axoneme.